GCGAUACCAAUGCAUCUCAGUAUAGCAGCUAACUAGCGAAGCGCAGCAAACGACAAGCAACACGCAGCAUGGAAGCGUAUCUGCGCAGCUGGCGAGAAGAUGCUCUGCAUCGACACCAAUUCGAUACGGCAAUCUUCGCUGGCGACAAAUUGCUGGCACUGACGGACUCGGACGAAGACGCCUACGCUCUGGCCCAAAUACACUUCUCCGCCGGAAACUACACACGCGCUCUCGCCUUUCUGUCGCGAUCCGAGCUGCUGCAACGACUACCUGCCUCACGAUACCUCGCAGCACACUGCUACAUCCACCAAGGGAGACAUGACGAGGCCUUGUCACUGCUAGGGGAGAAGAAUCCGGCACACUUGGCGACAACCGCAGAUGCCCAGCGCAGAAAGCUGCAGCAUGUCGGCAAUGGUCUAGCUUCGAAACAACAUUCCAAGUCCAAGCUGCCGAGUCGAACGGAUCGAGUCGACCGCAGCGCAGAACGGGAUCUGGAAGAUGCAAACUCGCUGCGGUAUGAGGCUGGCAUGUGCUAUCUACGAGGGUUAUGCUAUGCGAAGCAGAAUGCAUUCGAUCGCGCAAAGGAAUGCUACAAGGACGCUGUACGGAUAGACGUGCAAUGCUUUGAGGCCUUCGACCAGCUGGUAAAGAAUUCGCUCAUGAGCCCCGGAGAGGAAUGGGAUUUCCUCGACAGCCUGAAUUUCGACAGUAUACAUGCCGAGCCUGGAGACGGUGCCGCAGCAGAAGCAGCAGACUUCACGAGGAAUCUGUACUCAACGCGCUUGUCCAAGUAUGCUCGGCCGGACGAAUUCGAUGCGGCGAUCGAGACUUUAUCAACGCACUACAAGCUGUCUCAGAAUCCUGAUAUUCUGCUGGCGAAGGCCGAAAAGCUCUUCACCGCAUCGCGAUUCCAAGCUGCUGUCGACCUUACGAACCAAAUACUGGAAACGGAUCCAUACAACUUCGCUUGCAUACCCCUCCACCUGUCGCUUCUCGCCCAACUCAAUCAUACGAAUGCGCUCUUUGCCAUUUCGCAUGAACUUGCAGACACGCAUCCCAAUGAGCCUUGCACAUGGCUCGCUGUGGGUACCUACUACUUGAAUACGAAUCGAAUACCCGAAGCACGAUCAUAUUUCUCCAAGGCCAGUCUUAUGGAUCCGCACUUUGGAGCUGCUUGGAUCGGCUUCGCGCAUACAUUCGCUGCGGAGGGAGAGAGUGACCAAGCGAUUGCCGCGUACAGUACUGCUGCGCGGUUGUUCCAAGGCACACAUCUUCCUCAGCUAUACCUUGGAAUGCAGGAAAUAGCUCUUGGAAAUCUGGCGAUAGCGCGGGAAUACUUAACGGCAGCGUUCGGAUUAUGCCAAAGGGAUCCUCUUCUCAUCAACGAAAUUGGUGUUUGCUGCUACAUGGAGGGCGAAUUCGAUAGCGCCAUUGACCAUUUCAACCUCGCCCUGCAGAUCUCGAUCGACAAUGAAGCACCACAAAAUCAGUACACGAGUACGCGCCUUAACCUGGCACACGCAUUACGAAAGGCUGAACGAUUCCACGAAGCUCUUGAGCAAUUUGAAGAAGUGAUCCGUCUAGGUCUACGAGAUGCGGCCGUGUUUUCCAGCAAAGGAUUAGUUCUCCUCGAAUUGGAGGAUGCAUUUCAGGCCACAGUAUCACUGCACGAAGCUCUCGCCAUCUCACCGCAAGACCCUAUUGCUACGGAUCUCCUUAACAGGGCGCUCCGACAAAUGGAAAACCAAGGAGUGUUGGGCGGAGCGGACGAAGAGAUGUGGGAUCAAGGCAUUGCGACCAAAGUUCACCAACUGCGAGCUGGGCGAAGUGCGGGCUCAAGAAGACGGAGGGUCAUACGGCAGCCCGAAGACAGCAUGGAGCUGGAUGGUGCAAGCAGUAGCCGAGUUUCGGGUUCAUAGCGUGAACAGAGGCCGGCAGAUACUGAGCGACGCAGUCUACACGCAGCCAGGGACCGUAGGAAUACCACGUUCCAGGAAUUUGUGCUACGGCUUGGAAACGAGAGACGGUCUACCUUUCAGGAAAACAGAGGCCGACGGAUGUGAAAUCUCACGUUGCACAUGGAGGACUGAUGAUCACGAUACGAAGAGGAUUGCAUUUCAGCGAAAGUUGGACAUGGAAUGAGAAAGGGACUUCGUGCGCGCCACGAUAGAUCUCGAUGAACUGUACAGCACGAUUACAGCCCGAGUGGCUCUAUGAUACCGCAUUCGAUGCAUACAUUUCCAACCGAAA
This is a messenger RNA of Cercospora beticola, 2250 nucleotides long. It is a transcript of the gene CDC16, whose product is annotated as anaphase promoting complex subunit CDC16. Lineage: Eukaryota; Fungi; Ascomycota; Dothideomycetes; Mycosphaerellales; Mycosphaerellaceae. The record is from RefSeq and is a predicted model, not a curated record. Gene Ontology annotation, cellular component: anaphase-promoting complex; cytoplasm. Gene Ontology annotation, biological process: cell division; positive regulation of mitotic metaphase/anaphase transition; protein ubiquitination. Gene Ontology annotation, molecular function: protein binding.